UCUCUCUCUCUCUUUAGCCCUAAGUGCCGCAAAUCUCCUGCCGUUCUCUAUUCACAGAACCAGAUGAGCGGGAGCGCGUUCAAUGCGUUCAAGGCGCGGGUGCCGAUCGAGUGGAGCCCGAGGCUAUACAUCACGCUGGUGCGCGGCCUCCCUGGCACCCGCCACCUCCACCGCCGCACCCUUGACGCGAUGCGCCUCCGCCGCUGCCACCGUACCGUUGCUCACCGCAACACCCCCUCCCUCCUCGGCAUGCUCAACCAGGUGAAGCGGUUGGUGGUUGUGGAGACGGAGGCGAUGUUCAACUCCAGGAAGCAACAACAAGAGGAGCACCGAGCCUUGCGGCCACCCAUCGUCGUCAGCCAUUCCCCUCCUCCCACUACCUCUUCCGCAGCCGAUUCUGCUAAGUAGCUACUGCUUUUUCGUUGCUCAGAUCGCUUCGGUUGGGUGAAAUUUGCUUCAGUUUGUGGCUGUCCGGGUGCAAAUCGCUUGGAAGUCUCUAAAGAGAGUGAUUUGCAAGGGAGAAGAUUGUGUUGUCUCAAUUGCCUUAGGAUCUUACAGUUCGUAGUGGCAUGACAUGUUGUGAAAUACGCCUAGUUUGAGAGCAGUAAAAAGCAUACUGUUUUAUUUGACUUAAACAACGAGUUAGAGAAUUAAAGCCAAGUGUUCGACUAAAUGUGACAAAGGUAUGUUGAUAGCACAUGGAUUUAGAGAUCAGCCACUGUCUAAUAUUUGUUGGGGAUUCAACUUUUUUUUUCCUUGUAAUCUCUCUCAGGAGUCAAGAGUAUGCAAUCCUACCACAGGAAUUAGUAUGGAGUAGCAAAGUCAGCUGAUGUCCAAGGGUCUGUCUACAUAAACCAUUGCAAAUUAAGGAUGAAGGGUUACCUAUUGAA
Molecule: messenger RNA, 890 nt
Organism: Musa acuminata AAA Group (dessert banana)
Lineage: Eukaryota; Viridiplantae; Streptophyta; Magnoliopsida; Zingiberales; Musaceae
Exons: 3
Coding region: 64-408 (114 amino acids)
Biological process (GO): translation
Cellular component (GO): mitochondrion; large ribosomal subunit
Molecular function (GO): structural constituent of ribosome
Source: RefSeq, a predicted model, not a curated record